CCCUUCUUCUUAUUUCAAAGAAAAACCCUUCUUCUCAAUCCUCUCUCACCAUCGUCGACGCCAUGGUUCGUGUAAGCAACACUGUAGUCGCACUUCUCAACGUCAUCUUCCUCCUAGUUAGCCUCGCCGUCAUAGCUGGCGGAGUAUACAUUCAUUUGCAUGCCUCCGCCACCACUUGCCAAAAAUCCCUGCGGAACUCGCUAGUCAUACUGGGUGUCUUUCUGCUUCUAGUUUCAUUCCUGGGGUUGGUGGGUUCAUGCUGCAGGAACAAUUGUUUGUUUUGGCUUUAUCUGAUCCUCUUGUUUUUUAUGUUUGUUGGCCUCCUGGUAUUCACGACUUUCGCUUUCUUCGUCACCAAUGAGGAUGCGGGUAAGGCCUUGUCUGGUAGAGGAUUUAAGGAGCACAGGCUUGGAGAUUACUCGCAUUGGUUACAGAAUCACUUUGUUAAAGGGAAGAACUGGGAUGUACUCAGGAGUUGUUUGAUUGAAGCUAAAGUUUGCAAGGCCUUUACUGAUGAUAAUAACCAAAAUGAUUUCUUGAAGAAGAAAUUUUCUCCCAUGGAGGCGGGUUGCUGCAAGCCGCCGGCAGAAUGCAGAUUUCAGUAUAGGAAUGGAACAAAGUGGACGGCGGCAAAAUCUGGGCCGGAAGUGGACGACAGUGACUGUAAGACAUGGAGUAACGACCCGAAGCAGCUAUGCUACAACUGCAAUUCAUGCAAAGCUGGGGUCCUAUCCAGCAUAAGGAAGCAGUGGAGAAUUUUGGCUAUAUUCUUAGUUUGUGUGAACCUCUUCACUCUUAUUGUCCUCUCUACUGCUUGCUGUGCCAAGAGGAACAAUUCUCUUGAUAAAAAAUGCAAUUGGUCCUGAAACUAUAUUGCUAGAUUUACCACCAUUCUUUAAUUUGUAGGACUAAUUGGUCAAUUUUUCCAUAUACUGUAGCUUAGCUAGCUUAAGAUUUUGUUGCAUUUUUUUGUAAGACAUCACUUCUUUC
Hevea brasiliensis (rubber tree) is the source of this 990-nucleotide messenger RNA. Its product is annotated as tetraspanin-11-like. The record is from RefSeq and is a predicted model, not a curated record. Gene Ontology annotation, cellular component: plasmodesma; plasma membrane. Gene Ontology annotation, biological process: auxin-activated signaling pathway. The transcript has 2 exons. The coding region runs from base 63 to 866 and encodes 267 amino acids. Lineage: Eukaryota; Viridiplantae; Streptophyta; Magnoliopsida; Malpighiales; Euphorbiaceae.